CCUCGCCAUGGCUUCCCCUCGCGUAGCGCAUCAGUCGCGUGCACUGCUGCUGCGCUUCCUCUCGCGGCCCACUGCUGCCUCCUCUUCAUCCGCCUCUGCGUCCGCGUCUGCGUCUGCGGAGCAGUCGCUCAAUCCUUUCCUGCCGCACAAGAGCGCUGCCUCGGGCCGAUGGACUCCUCCCCUCUACUCUGCCCGCCGUCAGGCCAUGCUUGCUCGCGCAGCUCUGAUUGCAGGCGGUGGCGGCGCAUCCGGCAUGCUCGAGAGCCUGCCGCCUUCCAAGAAGGUGCAGAAGCUGCAGGAGCGCCUCACGGCCCUCUCCCUCGACGCCGACGCCGCGGCGCCGUCUUCCGCGGCGCCGAGUGCGCCUGAGUCGCAGGCGGCCAUCCGGGCACGUGCGCUGGCGCAUGCGCAGGCCAAGGGACCGUACAAGGGCAGACCGGUGAAGCGCCUCUUCAAGGGAAAGACCGACGAGCGCAAGCGCCCCAUGCGCGCAAAGGAGACGCAGCGGAAACUGGAGGGCAUGGACAAGGAGAUCGGCGAGUGGCGCAAGUCAAUCAAGGACGCUAAGAAGAAGACUAGACCUUCGCUGCCUUUCUGAGGCGUUGGAAAACGCGGGAAACGCGAGAAGGGGGCAGGGCGAGGGGAGAGGAGGAGGGAUGAUGGAUGGCACUGGCAAUGCGCUGCGGCCAGACGUGGCGAGGGUGUGGGACUGUAGAGGGGAGGGCAAGAGAGAAGAAGGGCAAGGUGGGUCAUGCUGAAGCUUUCAUCGAGAGCGGGAGCCCUAGAGAGAUUGCGCUGCUAGCUAGAAGGGCCUUCAAUGAGAGCUUCAUGUCAGCCCUGUCGUGCUCGUUGUCUCGAGUGAAGCUCGCAGUCGUCUCGCGCCCUGAUUCCAUGCGUAGCUCCCGCCAUCACUCUGCAGGCCUGCUCGCUCCACGGCAGCCUCACGCAGCGUGA
This is a messenger RNA of Tilletiopsis washingtonensis, 954 nucleotides long. RefSeq lists its product as hypothetical. Gene Ontology annotation, cellular component: mitochondrial large ribosomal subunit. Lineage: Eukaryota; Fungi; Basidiomycota; Exobasidiomycetes; Entylomatales. The record is from RefSeq and is a predicted model, not a curated record. The transcript has 2 exons. The coding region runs from base 8 to 598 and encodes 196 amino acids. Gene Ontology annotation, molecular function: structural constituent of ribosome.